GGUGAGAGGUCGUUCUGUUUUUACGUAAUUCUCGAUUCGAUAGUUGUUUCUUUAUUGCAUUCGCGCAUAAAUGUUUCGUUCAAUCACCGUGAAAUAUACGUACAAAUCGAGGAAGAUUCGUAGAGCACCAGAUUUGCCUCGUAGUUCGCGUAAUUACUACGAAUUGAGGGGAAAUGGCUGAAUCAAUGGAAGGUAGUGGCGAGUACGUUGGCCACGUGGCGAAGCGUCUCACGUCGGAAGAGAUCGAGAGAAUGGAGACACAGAAUUCUCGUUUAGUCUCGGAGUUUCGGGCAAAUCAGCUCGAAAAAGACGCCAAGAAAUACUGGGAUAUAUUUUAUAAACGAAACGACACUAGAUUCUUCAAAGACAGACAUUGGACCACUCGAGAAUUCAGCGAAUUGUUGGGCUUGGGGACGGAAUCGAGACCAAAUGUGCUUCUCGAGGUGGGCUGCGGCGUUGGCAAUUUUAUAUAUCCAUUGAUCGAGGAUGGAUUAAAAUUCAGAAAAAUAUUUGCUUGCGAUCUCUCCCCCAGAGCAGUGGAGUUAACGAAGAAACACGUGCUCUACGAUCCAGAGAUCAUGAAUAUUUUUCAAACCGAUAUCACGAUGGAUAAUUGUUUCGCCGACGUGGAUUGCCCGAUAAAUGCAGCUACUUUAAUAUUUGUUUUAUCGGCCAUACAUCCCGAAAAAUUUCGAAAAGUUGUGGAAAAUUUGUAUAGUAUCCUUGACAAUGGAGGAGUUGUGCUCUUGAGGGAUUAUGGUCUAUAUGAUAUGGCUCAAUUGAGAUUUAAACCUGGCCAUAAAAUUAGUGAAAACUUCUACAUGAGACAAGAUGGAACCAGAACAUAUUAUUUCACCGUGGAAGAAAUAUCAACUCUAUUUGAAUCUGUUGGCUUCAAAACUUUAACAUGCACUUACAUACAGAGGCGUACUGUAAAUUUAAAGGAACAUAUAGAUGUGCCUAGAAUCUUUGUCCAAGGGAAAUUUGAGAAACCUCAGUAAUCUUGAUACACCAGAGAACUUUGCAUUGAAUUGGGAGCAUGGUGGAACUUAAGAGUACCAUUGCAUUUGACUAAACCAUUCACUAGCAAUAGUGUUAUUGAAAUCAACUAAAAUGCGAUGGAAAAACCGUAACUUUCCAACACUACACUCGCGAAACAUUGAAGCGCGAGUUUGAAUUGGUAAGACAACAUUCGAUAUAUCGAUACAAUCGAUUUCUAAUAUGUCGAUGAUGAAUCUUCUUUUAAAUGAUUUAAAUGAUUCACAAUCUAUUAGCUCUAUCUGAAAUUCUUUUAUUAUCGUUAUAUUUAUAAAAUUAUUCGAGGACGAUUGCGAAUGAUAAUUUCUUUACAGGUUAACAGACGGCUGCUCCAGAA
Molecule: messenger RNA, 1375 nt
Organism: Colletes gigas
Lineage: Eukaryota; Metazoa; Arthropoda; Insecta; Hymenoptera; Colletidae
Product: tRNA N(3)-methylcytidine methyltransferase METTL6
Exons: 7
Coding region: 174-1001 (275 amino acids)
Source: RefSeq, a predicted model, not a curated record